Molecule: messenger RNA, 1863 nt
Organism: Puccinia triticina
Lineage: Eukaryota; Fungi; Basidiomycota; Pucciniomycetes; Pucciniales; Pucciniaceae
Exons: 19
Coding region: 1-1863 (620 amino acids)
Cellular component (GO): membrane; endomembrane system
Source: RefSeq, a predicted model, not a curated record
AUGAGUAAACCUAGCGGCGAGGUAGCGGCCAGGCCGGCUGCUCAACCUGCUCAACAACAAGCCGGAUUCUUAUCCACCAUUCUCAAAAAUGCACCCCUCAUGCUGCUCGCUUAUUUUGCUUCGUCAUGGUUAAGCUCAAGCUUUUUAAAACCAUCUUCCACCGUCGGUCCAACGACUGCUCAGGAUCCGGCCAAAGUAGAAGCAGAGUAUACCACCGUACCAAUCUGGCCGAUCGGUACACCACUCGAUAUACUUGUCCGAUUAAGUACAUCUUCGGACAUGUAUUCUGACGAGAAUCCCGACGAUCUACCUCGACACAAAUUUUCUGAUAUCCGAUUCGGUGAUUGGAAUUGGACUCAAAUUUGGGAAUCUGAUUUUAAUGUCCCCCAGUCAGUCCAGAAUAAUGGCACUUUGUGGGCUGUGUUCACCAUCUCAAAAAAGGAUGCCCAGACCGAUCCUAGGAAACCUGGCUACAACCCGUUGGAUGUGUACAGGAAACAAAAAUUGCUAACCCGAUAUCUACCUAAACGAAACAUUCGCAAAACAAAGAGUCUAUUGGGCGGGUCUGACAACACCACCAGCACAGGUAAUGAUGUAAAAACAUCUGAAGACGAUUCGACAGCGACACCAAUCAUAUCUUACUAUCACCCAAACUUGACCCUCGGAGUAGUUUCCGAUUUCAACGUGCUUCCGCUGAACCGGCUGCCACCCGUUGUCCAUGCUCAUGUUAACGUUCCACCAACGCGCCAGAAGGACCCCAUGACAGGCAACUAUUAUCGCUAUCCGGUAGUCUUUCCUAACGAUUUCUGGAUAUUAAAAGAUAGCUUGGCCCCGGUCAAUGAUACUGUUACUUCCUUGCAUUUGAGAGUUGAGGUUGCACCAAUGAGCCACUGGAAGUUCCAGCUGUUCGCAUCUAUGACCGUGGCCUUUGAUCAGCAAGCUGACAAAGCAGGGGGUGCCGCCGAAUUGGACGAAAUCAAGCGAAUGUUUGUCGAGACCGCCUCUUGGCUAUUGAUUACUACCUUCCUUGUUUCCGCAUUACAUGCCGUGUUUGAAUUCUUGGCUUUCUCAUCAGAUGUUUCCCAUUGGAGAAACAAGAAAGAACUCGUUGGGGUUUCACUGCGAACGAUUCUAUCUAAUAUAUUUGUUCAGGUUGUGGUCUUACUUUAUCUGCUUGAUAACAGUGAGGGCACAAGCUGGAUUAUUUUAUUGGGUCAAGGAACUGGUGUUGUUAUUGAAGCUUGGAAAAUUACCAAGGCUGUAGAUAUCAAUUUUGUCUCUCAUGGCCAAGGUAACAUCAAAUUCUUGCCUUGGGUCAAAGUGACCGACAAACACGUUCUCACGGAAGAUGAAAAGAAGACUCAAGAAUAUGAUGCUUUAGCGUUCCGCUGGGUGUCGUACGUAACUGUUCCGAGUUUACUUGGAUACACAAUUUACAGCCUCCUUUACCAUGAACACCGAGGGUGGUACAGCUUCACAAUCAGCACAUUAUCAAGUUUCGUGUAUGCGUUUGGGUUCAUCGAGCUUGUCCCUCAAUUAGUAAUCAAUUACAAACUCAAAUCUGUCGCUCAUAUGCCCAUGAAAGCUAUGAUGUACAAAACUUUGAACACGAUCGUCGAUGAUUUUUUUGCGUUCUGUAUAAAAAUGCCCGUUUUACAUCGAGUGGCUUGCUUUAGAGAUGAUGUUGUGUUUGUGGUCCUACUAUAUCAGUACUGGAUUUACAAGGUUGAUUAUUCUAGAGUCAAUGAAUUCGGUCAAGCUGGCGCUGAGGACAAAAAAUCGCCGUCAAGUGCCUCCGCCUCAGCUCCGUCGUCUUCGAAGGAAAGCAGUCAGAAAACACUUUCCGAGAAAAAGAAUCAAUAA